GAAACACUGGGGUUUGUUUUCUGUUUGUUCCCUAGUCUGCAUCCAGCCAGGAUCAUUCAGAGUCAGGCAUGUUCCAGUAAUGCGAUUUUGUGUUUACAGCUGUUUCCAGUGGUGAGCUGCCAUGUGGGCAUUGUGCAUGCUGAAGAGCCUGUUUGCUAUGCAGUUUGCUUGGACAUGCUUUCCUGCUAUUCUAGGAUAAUCAGUUCACUGCAAGUUACAACAGUGUUGGAUCUGAUGAUCAAACUUGGAUGGGUCUGUUGCAUACUUGUGGGGAAAAUGUAUGGUGAAGAUUUCACGAGGAUACCUGUGAGACCCUUUCUGGAACUCAGUUGACAUGGAUGAUGAAGAUGGCCGAUGUUUGCUAGAUGUAAUUUGUGAUCCUCAGGCCUUGAAUGAUUUUUUACAUGGAUCUGAAAAGAUUGACAGUGAUGAUCUCCUGGACAACACAGGAGAUGCAGCCAGCGCCUUCUUUGAGGGUGCUGGGCUGCACGUGCAAGAAACCUCUGGCAAUCAUUUGAACACUGAACAAAGCCAGCCCACAGCCAGUGUGGACUUAGAUUUCUUGGAAGAUGACAUCCUGGGCUCACCUUCUGGGAGUGGGGCCAACCUGCAGAACUCUGAGCAGCCGUGUGACAUCCUCCAGCAGAGCCUGCAGGAGGCCAACAUCACUGAGCAGACGCUGGAGGCAGAAGCAGAGCUGGACCUGGGUUCUUUCCAGCUCCCUACACUUCAGCCGGUAGUCCACACUGCCUCUGAUGGCACCCCACAGAUUUUUUCGAGUGGGGCGGACCUUAUUGGACUGCAGCAGCCUGCAGUCUUGACCCAUCAAGCCCUUGUGCAGCAGUCGGUAGGGGCUGAUGUUGUCAACAAGGCCAUCAGUGUCCAGCCUUUCCUCCAGCAAGUUGGCUUAGGGAAUGUUACCAUCCAGCCAAUUUCCAACCUUCAAGGACUGCCCAAUGGGAGCCCCAGUGGGGCACUGGGCAUCGGGCAGAUCCAGGUGGUUGGCCAGCAGGUGAUGGCAAUUAACCAGCCCACUCAGCAGAUCAUUGCUAAGCAAGUUCAGCCUUCCCAGGUGGCCACCAUGCCGGUUGGCAGCUACAUCACGCAGACAGCGCCAGAGCAGCAGCAGGUCACCCUUGCCUCCGCCGGGGUGUCUCCACAGAAUGCAGGCCUUGUCAUCCAGAAGAAUCUCCCAGCCGUGGCCACGACGACACUGAAUGGAAGCUCCAUGUUUGGGAGUGUGUCUGCUACACAGGGCUCCCAGCCUCUCACCGUCACAUCAAACCUGAGCAGCCCGCUGGUACAGGCCCAAAACGUGAUCAUUCAUCGGACCCCCACACCAAUUCAACCAAAGCCUGCAGGAGUGCUCCAGCAGAAGUUAUACCAGAUCACCCCCAAACCAUUUGGUCCCAACAACACUACCCUAACCAUCCAGAAUGAGGCUGCCCUCCAACAGCAGAAAGCCCAGCAGAACCUAACCUUCAUGGCAGGGAAGGCAGGACAGAAUGUGGUGCUCUCGGGCUUCCCACCAGGGCUGCCUGCCAAUAUGUUCAAGCAGCCCCCGCCACAGCAGCAGGCCCUUAGCAAGGCCAUGAGUGUCCACCUGCUGAACCAAGGCAGCAGCAUUGUCAUCCCAGCACAGCAUGUCCCACAGGCCAUGCUGCAGGGUCAAAACCAGUUCCUUCUCCCGGGACAGCUGACGGGCACAUCUGCAGUUCAGAUUCCACAGCAACUGUCUGCCCUGCAGGCUAACAUGGGUGGCCAGAUACUAACCACAUCACAUCCUAGUGGGCAGACGCAUAUCAUAACAAGCCAAGGGCCUGGUGGGCAGCUAAUAACAAAUCAAGCACUGCCUGCCCAAAUUCUCACCAAUCAGAACCUGGCAGGCCAGCUGAACUUGGGGCAGGUACUGACGUCACAGAAUGCACAUGGCACUGCCCACAUACUCUCUGCUCCUAUCCAGCUUCAGCCUGGGCAGGUUGGCCAGCCGACUCUCUUCCAGAUGCCUGUGUCUCUAGCUGGUAGCCUGACGACUCAAAGCCAGCCCACUGUUGCAGCCUCGUUGGCCAGCGGUGCCAUCAAUCAGACGGGACAGACUGUUAUCCAAGGAGUCACCCUGCCUAACCAAGUGGCUAUGUUAAAUGCCACUGAGAACCUCAACCAAACUGUGACCAUCCAAGCACCUCCAAGUGCCAGCAGCCAGAGCCCAGGUCUCAUUCAGCCACAGCCAACCUCCAGCACUAACCUGCUGCCAAGCAGCGACCAAGCCAACCUGUUAACCGUCCAGUCUGCUUCCCAGCCUUCUGCUCCUUCCCAGCUUCAGCUAAACAUACAGCAGCAAACUCCACCACCUCAGCAGCCAGCACAGCUACCCGUGACCUCCCAGCCCAGUCCUAACUUGGUGGCAUCUAGUCCUGAAAAGAUCAUCUUGGGCCAGGCAGCUGCUGGAACUGUCAUCUCCCAAGAUUCCAUGCAGAUGUUUCUACAGCAGAAGGAUCGGAGCCAGCAGCAGCAGCAAUUUUACCCGCCAGCCCUGAAAAUGCAGCAAGAGAGCAGUAUGAACGAAUCCACAGUUCCUCCCCACCUGCCAAUGCCUCUGCCCAUCUACAGCAUAGCCACCACCGCACUCAGCACUACAAGCAGUGUCCCAGCCUCGGUGAUAGUCAGCAGCAGUGUUGGUGCAGCCCUGCAGCCACCUGCCAGCCGAGAGCUGAGCCAGAGCCACAACCUUCCGCCGGUGGAGUCCAAAGUACCUCAGUUCUCAACCGGCCCUCCCCAGCAGGCACUGGCUUGCCAGUUGCCCUCGGGACAGCAGAAACUUCCUGGAGCCUCCCCGUCCCACUCACUACCUCAUCCUUCAGUGGGGGAAAGCCCACAGCUCCAGCCCACACACCUUUCACAGAUGCAGUCUCCACACCAAUCCCGCCCUCCAUCACAGCCUCAGCCUCUUUCCCGGCCGCCUUCUCGGCCUCACUCGAGGCCUCCUUCCCAACCGCAGACUUUGUCCAGGCCGCCUUCCGAGCCUGUGUCACGAUCAUGCACACCCCAGACACAGAUGCAGAACUUGUAUGUGAUCCAAAAUCAAAUUGCCUCUUCCCCUCACGGUCCCAACCAGCACCCCCUGCGGCCCCCCUCCCAGCCUCAGGUACCAUUCCAAGCAGAUGGCCAGUCCCAGCUAGCAACCGCUCCACACCUGCAGCUCCAGGUUCAGCUCGCUCCUCAGCUCCAGCCACAAGCUGAGGCCCAAGUCCAGGCUCGGCUCCAACCCCAGAUUCAAGCUCCCUCCGAGGUGCAGCACACCCAUUCCCCCCAUUUCCAGCUUCAGUUUUCUGCCCAGGGCCCAAUCAAGCCUCCCACCCCAACCCAGACAGUUCAUCUAUCACAAGAGCAGCAAAGAAGCUUUCAGAUGGUUCCGAAUCAGUUCCAGGCUCUCUCAGCUAUUCCGGCCCCCAUACCUCAGCAGAAGCCACUCAUGGAUCGGUUUCAGCAGGUACCACAGGGAAUUAUCCUGCAAACAAAACAGCCAACUUCCACUAGCCAAGCACCACCUGUGCUGAGCCAGUUCAGCAGCCAGCCAUCCUCAGUCUUGGUUAGCAGCCAAGGUCAGCAGGUCACAGUGACAACAGCUCAAGCACCACCAAGUCAUGGCCAUGCGCCUCUGCCUGCUGCAGUUCAGCCUGCAAGUACAGGUUCCAGCAAGGCAGCUCCUGUGCUGGAAAAGGGGCAAGUCCCGAGAGGAGGAGGAGGUGGAACAGGAGGAGGAGGGCAGCCUGCACAGCCCACAGCACACCUCCAGCAGCAAACGCCAGUGUUGGUGAAAUCAGCAUCGAUACCUAUUGCUGCUGCAACUUCUACAGAGAGCAAAACAUUUUCCAGUAGCUCCACUACCAGUUCUGGAGGGAAAACGACCACUGGGCAAGGAAAACCUGCAGUUCCUCUCACCAUACAGCAGCCAGUUCAGAGCAAGCCUGGAGUAAUAAGCUCCGUGUCUGGUCUGAAUCUUGGGAAAGGUACAUUGCAGCUCCAGGUGGUUGGAAAGGGCUUGCCACAACUCAUGCCUUCAACACCUGCACAAAUUCAACAGCAGUAUGAUAGCAAGCUUGGAAACUUGAAAAAACCACCUCCUAUGCUACAACCCAGUAAGGAAGCUUGUUUUUUGGAACAACUGCAUAAACACCAGGGAGCAGUACUGCAUCCUGAUUACAAAACCUCCUUCCGGUCCUUUGAAGAUGCUUUGCAGAGGCUCCUGCCAUAUCACGUCUACCAGGGAACACUGCCUUCUCCCCAUGACUAUCGGAAAGUAGAUGAAGAGUUUGAAAUGGUGUCUACACAGCUGUUGAAACGCACGCAAGCCAUGCUGAACAAAUACCGCCUGCUGCUUUUGGAGGAAUCCCGGAGAGUCAGUCCUUCAGCGGAGAUGGUGAUGAUUGAUCGGAUGUUCAUACAGGAAGAAAAGACCACCUUAGCUUUGGAUAAACAGCUGGCAAAGGAGAAGCCAGAUGAGUAUGUCUCCUCAUCUUCGAGGAGUUUUGCUUCUUCACUGGCUCAGGGCUCUCUGUCCAGCAGCGUCUCUUUGGCCUCUGAGAACCUGAAGUCCCCUCCGGUGCAGAUGGCAACCCAGAUCAACCCCACCAAACUGGUCAUCAAGCACAGUGGAGGCUCUCCCUCUGUCAUGUGGGCCAAGGCCUCUCCCUCACUGGACGGCGAUGAAGACGCUUUGCCAUCUAGGAGCAAGCCACCCAUCAAAACCUAUGAAGCCCGGAGCCGGAUCGGGCUGAAGCUGAAGAUCAAACAGGAGGCAGGGCUUAGUAAAGUAGUUCACAACACUGCCUUGGACCCAGUUCACCAGACACCGCCUUCCGCAUGCACCGUGAUCAAAACCGCCGACCAGCACUCGUCAACUUCAGCUGCUACCACCACCACCACCACCGCCGCCACCACCACCUCAAUGGCGGGGCAGAUGAAUGGGACAGUUGACCAUAUUGCUGCAGCUCCGGCAGAGAAAAAGCCCAUCGUGACCUACUGCAGGCUUCCUCUCCGCAAAACCUACCGGGAGAACGUGGACGCUUUCGUAACAGAUAAAGCCCCGGACACCACCCUGAAAGGGAGCACUCCAAAAGCCGAUGUGGUGCCAAGCACCCUCGUCAUCAAGCAGGAUGGUGGGUCUCGGAGUGUCAUCACUUCUCACAAAACCCAUGAGAGUCCCUCCGUGACUGUGACAGAGAAGGGCAGAUUAGAAGAAAACACCAAGCAUACUUUUUUCAACCGGAGUGAUGCCCGUUCUCUAGUGAUGCAAGAAAGCCCUGCCCCUCCUAAGACCGAUGACUCGACCAGUGGCCUUAUGAAGGAAUUAGCAGAGGUUGAGGAUGAAUUUUAUCACCGAAUGAUAAAGACAGAACCACCUGAUCACGGAUCUGCCUCUGAACUUGCAUGGGAGGUGGCCCUGCCCCCAGCCAAGCGCAGAAAGUCGGAAUCUUUCGAUGUAGACAAUGCCAGCUUCUCCAGUGAUAGCCCCCCAGACGACUCACUUAACGAGCAUCUACAGAGCGCCAUUGACAGCAUCCUGAAUUUGCAACAACCUCAGGCUGGGGGUCAGAACACCCGAACACCUUCCUCUUCCUACAAUUCUUCCUCCUCCCCUUUCUCCUCACCUGUCCACCGCACGGACACGUACCUUGCCCCCAAUCACAAUGGCGGCCUUGGAGCAAGGACGUUGAACAGAUAACAGAGCUCUAAAGCAAGCAGAGACUGUACAAAGCGAGCCGAGGACUGAAGCUGCAGCAGCUUCUGCUGGCUGGGAAACGGUUGGAAGCCAAGGUGCCACUUCCCAGAGACCCAACAGAAUGGAGCUGAUACCAGAAGGGGGGAAGAGUGGGGGCCUCAGGAGGGGAGGGCCACAGGAAUGUCCUACAGAGAGGCUUCAUCCAUCCAAAUGUUUAUAGGAUGGGCUUUGGUUGUUGUAAAGUACAAGCUGUGGCUGGAUUUACAAUACACUCAUCUCCUCACAUGCACCAUUUAAAAAAAGUUCAACAAAUGCCAGGCAGGCAAGUGGGAGGGGGUGGAUUGGGGGCCCAUAGGUAGUGUUGGCUGUGUAAUAUUUAGAUUCUGUAACAAAUUGCUAAUUUGAAUCUUUGAAUGAUGAUAAUUGGGGUUAUUUUCCCCCUCUCCCCAAACUCCAUGAAUAUAUGUAGGACAUUUUAACAAAUCCCAAGUCAGAAGCCAGCAGGGAGGCCAAAGGAAUGGGGCAGGAGGGAUAACUCCACCUGAGCUGCCAGAAGGGGCAAUUAUUUAAUUGAUUCUGUCAGGUUUCUUAAGUUAUUCUAAAUAUGUACUGUCUGCUUUUUUUUUUUUUUACAAAGAAGGAAAGAUUCUGAACAAAAUGGAAAAAAGAAAGGAGAAAAGUUGCAAACACUAAUGCGUAGAACAAAUAAGCAUGGAUGAGUUUACAAAUAAAGAGGAAAUUGCUCCAUUUUCAGACAUAGAUGGGUGUGGUUAACACAGCCAUGGUGGUUCGAACAAGGAAAAGUUCUGGCAAGAGGCUGUGUGCUUCUCUUCCCCUCUUCGCUCCUACUAGAUAAACAAAACAAUAACACAUAAGGCUGAGCUUUUGACAGCUGUUUGGUUCAAAAGAACUGUGUUCAAGCCUGGCAUUCUCAUGUUGGGCCUUUGAUGGCAGCAUGCCUUGGAGCCCUGGGGAAGGAUAGGGAACUGAGCGGUCAAGCCUGUGUUUCUGCACUCUUCCGUCCUUUGUUGCAGCUGCCUCCUGUGGCUUCUCUCCUGGUUUUAAUGCCAUCGCUUUGUACCCUCCUCUCUUUCUGCUGCCUGUGCAUGACAGGAGUUCCAAGACCGGAUAGAAAUCCCUUGCUUGCAAACUAUCAGAACCUUGUUGUAACAGGUAGUGGGAAAAGAAGAAAGCAACGCCAGCCAUUGUCGGAUCCAGAUGAAGUUAAUCACACUUUUUCCAUUGAAACGGUUUUUCACAUUGAUUUUAAUGGGACCCAGGUAUAACUUAGUCUGGAUCCAACCCUGUGUCUUCCCCAUAGUGCUUCUAUUUCCAGUUACUGAUGGGAAUAAAAGAUCCAUCAUCACAGCUUUAUGCAGUUUUCUUGCUGCACUGUUGCACUGUUCAGAAUGCCUCAACUGAGAUCUCCUACCUUACUUGUUUUGUCUACAGUUCUUAUUUUGUAAAUUUUUUCUAUAACCUCAUAAGGCCUAGGAGCUGUUGGAACACAACUUGAGUGCCAGCAGUGAGACUGACUUGUCUGUCAAUGAAUUAUCCCAUGAUUUGUCAGGUUUUGUUUUUUGAUUUAAUCUGUGGGAAUCAAAGAAUUCCCACAACAGAAAUAAUAGUGUGAAGGAGUUAUGCAUGUGUUUGUGAGCAAGUAAUAGGCUGGUGUAUUCUUGGUCCGCCUGCUCUGAUUCAUAGAAAGACAGAGAUUAAAACUUUUCUCAUUGCAGUGUUCAUCACAGGGGCAACCCCAGGAUUAUGCACAUGUGAAUGUAUCAGCUAAGUUAGGACACAGUUCUGAAUUAACACCGAUCAAGACUUCACUGCAUGGAGAGCAGAAUACCAAACAGGCAGCACAAGCUCAUAUUCAUCAUCCCAUUUUCCUCAAAUAAUCAGUGGGUUCCCCUUUGCACAAAAGUGUGGUCAGUGCCCUUUGUUGCCUGUUGUGUCUUGCACUGGACCUAGAAAUAAAGGAUUUCUCGGCCUUGGGUUCUCCACCAACUGCAGUCUGUGCUGCUGCCGCCCACAGCUGCCAUCUUCUUUCAUACAGGACAUUUUGCACUCAGAUCCUUCCUCUUCCACUUCUGACCUCCUUGUUCCUGCAAAAUAUUGCUUAGGUGCCAUUUUAGAAUUUUUGAAAGUGCCAUUUCUUUGCUCUCUCUCUUCUGUGGCGUAUUCAUUUUGUCUGUUGCUACUUGCUUUGUAGGGGCAGAAGCGUUUUCACCUGAAAGCACUGCUGAAUUGGCAAAUUCACAACCUGCUGUUUUAGAUGGCAUCUUUAAGCCUGUUUCAAAGAGAAGCAGGAACAUUUUCUCUUCCUCCACAGCUGGACUAUGUGAGGAGAACAGAACUGGUAGGGCAGUGUUUUGUUAGUAGUCCCCUGUGGGUGGAAUAGUUUCAGAGUUGAGCUGCACAAAACCCUCCAGCAGAUGAGUUGGAAAGGUGGCAGUCUCUCAGCUUCUUGAAGAGCAAAGGUGUUUUUAUGAGCUUGCUUGAUGUAGCCCCCUGCUGUGACCUUUUUUAGGACUUGGUACAACCAAACUAAGCUCCUCCAUAGUACAUAGUAGAUUGCUGUCCUUUGAUUAUUCUUCUCCAGUUUUUCACAAUAAAGUGUUCUGCUGCUGCUCCAAUAGGCUAGCACUGGGCAGCAAUCCUCACAGAGUUCUUUACUGAUUUGCAAUCCCCUAGACAAGUGUCCCUUUCAUUGAUAAAUGUAAUGCAAAAAUAAAUAAACCCAGACCAUACAUUUCUAUUUGUAGGUGCCAAAACUUCCACCUCCCCGAUCACUCUCAUACAUGCAUGAACACACAUACAUAGAUUCACGGUAGUGAAGUGGGGCUUGGGGAGACAGAUAUGUUCUAGAAAGUGUAAACACAAAAAAGGCAAGGAUACCUGCUCAGUCAGCCAUCAGUUAUGUUUUCUGUGGAUAUGUGCACAAGCUGAACAUACCUGAUAAUCAGAUCUCCUAGAAUGAAUAUUCAUAAAAUGCCUUCUGAAUGACCGUGUAGAAGUGCUCUUGUUCUUGUAAUACAGGAUAAUUUUCUACAUAACCAGGGCCUGGAGCCUGGGGUAUGGAGUUAGAGCAAGAGGGGUGCGAUGGAUCUUCUAACAUCCAGAACCAAAACAUAUUCCAUAGUAGCUAUGCCCUGCUGGCUGAUGAAGUAUAAAAUUUGUGGGUGUAGAAGGAAUAAAACAUGUAUGUUAAUCAAUCUUGAAGAGGAUUUUUCCUCUCUUGGUUCCUAGCUCCUGUGACAUAAUAUUCUUCUUAAGUACUUUUUGCAAUCCUGGAAGUAGGAUUUCUUCACUCUUUGUUAUCCUGUCAGAUAGGAUAGCCUGCCAUCUCUGUCUCAGAUCACAGUCUGAAGUACCUACUCUGUAGCUCAAUAUGUUUUCCUAGCUCACCAAAUUGCCAAGGGUGGAUUCGCUAUUUCUUCUUGUGUCAGACUCGGUUCAUACUCCGCUUUUGUGUGUCUGCACCUUUGGCCACCAUGAGCCCCUUUGUCUGUUCUCUUCUUUCCAAAAGAGGCCUGCUGCCUAAAACCAAAGUAGAUGUGCACGGCCUUGCACAUGACUUCAAAAGCAACCAGUGUUGCCAAAGUCUUUUGUUGUCUUUCUUAGUAAGUAAAGGCCUGCUUGCUCAUUGUCCCCCAGAAUUGUGUAAUAAUGAACAGCCAGUUUAUCUACUACCAAAAUUGGCUUUCUUGUUUUGUGCCACUUUACUCCCCGCUACACAUGCACAUUGCCUUAUUACAAAAGAGAGAGAAAGAAAGGAAGAAAUACCUUUCUUGACAUCAAGUUUCAGAUUAAAUGCAAGCCAGCAAAAGAGUACUUUUGGCUGCUGUCCCAUAGUAUAAACCAAGAGCAGAAGUAAAGCCCAACAUGUUCUACUUAGAGAUAAGCUGUUUGUCAUUUUGGAAUGGCGCCAAGUGAUCUGUGUUCAGCCAUUAGCUAUAAAUCUUUUAUUUCUCUUUUCUCUCAGACUUCUUUCUUUCUUUCCAAGAGGAAAAGCCUCUGCUAUAAUGCUGGUUUCCAGGGGUCAGGAAUUUGCUGCAGCUGCCUUCUGAAUUCCUUCACACUCUUCUUUCUGUGACCCCCUCCAAACCUCCUGCAAGUAGUUCUGAAACAAAGUCUUCUUUUGAUAGUUUCUCUCUUCUGGUGUCUACAACCACCAUCCUGUAGCUGGCCAAACUCUGAUGAUAAAUUGUCAUGAAAAGUUUUGAACACCAUUUAAAAAGUAAAAUCAGCUUUCUGGAGAAAAGGGCUGCAGAAACAAGGAUAUGGAUUCUGUCAUUGUUCUGGGUUUAAACUUUAAUAAGAAAGCAAACAAUUAUUUUUAGAAUUUCAAGUGUCAUCCUGUUUUCCUGUGAAUGCUCUUUUGAAAAGAUUUGGCAACCAAACCAGCGAAGAAAUCCUGGACUUAAGAGUGCAGAAAAACAUGGAACAUUUUCAGGCUUCUUUCUUUUGCUUGCUUCCCUCCACUCCUUCAAAAUAACAAACACAAUUUUAUGAGGCCUUAACAUUAUCCAUGUGCUCAUUUGAUAUAUUCCCAUUGAAAACCAGUAUGUGCAUCAUGCAUAUUUUGCCUAUGAUUCGAGCAGCAACUUGACCAGAUUGGAGAAGAGAAGCCAGUACUUCUAGGAUCACUAGUUUUAAAAGUGAAGAUGAGGAAGUACUUCUUAUUUUGUAGCCAAUUGAAUUUUCCAGCUUUCUUAAAGUAGCUGUUUCUUGGAGAUCUGAGCGAUUUUGUCCCAUCUCUGGUGUGUGCACACACACACACAGUUUGCUUCUUUAAUUUUUUAAUUAAAAAAAUUGCCUUUGCUUCAUUCCCCUCAUUGUACCAUCUGGACUAGCUGAACACACAGAAAUAUUAACGUGCAAGUAUUUUAUGUAUAGCUAUUCAGUUGCAAAGCAUGUUUAAUAGAUAUCAGCACAAUCAGUUCUGGGAUACAAUGGUAGAAAGCUGAGCAGCUUAGCUUAAACACCUGGAUAAACAGAUUGAAUUUGGGCCUGUUUUGUUUUUGUUUUUAAUUGUUCUUUUUCACCUGCCUUACCAUCACUCACACAUUUUGACAAAGGACAAAGAACAUGUAACCCCAUCACUAGUUUCUGUGUUCCAUUUCUUAUGAUGAAUCUGUUUCUACACUCAGCACAGAAUGUGCCUGCGUUCAUUUUUCUAUCCCCGCAUUUGGUUAUCCUUGCCGAAUCCCCACGCCCACCCCAUGUAAGAGGCAGUGCCAAUAGGGUUUCUACUCUAAAAGGUUGUUACAGAUUAAAAGACCAGGGAUACUAGAGAAUGUUGCUAUUGGUCCAAGCCUAUUUAGCAUCAAUUCCUCCUUCUUUAAACUUACUGUGUCUUGUGAAGUAGAUGAAAGUUGGUGUCUUUAAAAGUGCAGUUUACUGGAGAAGAAAUGUUUAGGGAUAUAAUUGAACCAAAAAGAGGGUUAAAAAGGUCUACAUUUCUCUCUCUCUCUCUCUUCUUUCUCUCGUCUUUGACAAAGUGUGUUUCAAAACUUGCCCCAUCUUACCAAUGGUGCAGCUUGCUUAAGAAAUUCGUAUGCCAGAGCCCCAAUUUCAAGUGUUGUUGCCGCACUACACAUAAAUGCAGAGUGGCUUGUGGAGGUUCGACAGUGUCUAUACCAGGGUCUGUGUGAGGUAUCACUGGAUCAGGCUGUAGGUGGCUUGAAAACAAUGCAAAACAUGGUGAACACACGAUUUCCAGCAAAUAUCUCAGACCGUUCAGUCCCUAUAAAAGCUGUUGCUGCUUUGAAGCAGCACACAACUCAGUCAUGUAACUUUUGAUUUAGCUCUGGCUUUACGCUGCGUGGCAUUCUAAAAUCUCCUCGUAGGGACAAGGAACCCUUAGGUAUGCCCUUGAGGCAGCUGCCCAUCUUUCUGCCCACUUCCCCUGCCCUCUGCGGCGGCACGCCAUUGUGGAAGCCAAGCUGCAGCCUUUCCAGAGGGACCUGGAGCAGCCUGGGUCGCCCUGAUCCAGAACCUUGUAGGGGGCCGGAUGCAUGCACAGCCUCCCUGUGGACCUGUGUUUCAUCAAGCAGUGUACCGUGGCUUGCACACGAACGUGUGCUUUCCACCUUGAAGAGAAAUGGCGUUCUGCCAUCAGCAGGACAUUGCUGAUGUGCAGGCAGGCAGUUUCCUCUUUCACUAUGAAUUGCUGCUGGAGCAAGAGACCAGGAAGAGUGAAAACCAGAUUUGGUUCCGAAACACUACUUGCUGAAGUGCACCAUGCUCCCCAGCUGUAGCCCCCUUGUUACCCAAAUGUGGGCGGAAACGUAUAUGGUUAGGAAGCAAUAAGGGAUGUUCUAACUCACAGGCUGGUGGGGGAUUUUUCUUCUUUUUUAUAUAUAAAUAUAUAUAUAAAAAUGUAUAUGAAAUUGUUUGGCUUUUUGUUUAUCGUCCAUUUUUCCUAAAGUGUGGAUUUGGGAUCGUUAGCUCAUUUGGUUGCUGCCGCCUCUUCUCACUGCAAAGCGGUUAAGUUACGAAGGGGUGUGACUCUUCCCUUCAUCUUAAAGGUUAAUAUAUGUUGGCACUCUCAUUGUUACAGGGAGGUAUGUUUUACAUCUUUUCAGUAUUUUGAAACAAAGUGACUGGUUUUUUGUUUCAUUGGCACCUAAGCAGAGGAGAAAUUCCCAUCUCCUUAUAUGUGUUUAAAUUUUCAGUGAGUGUUGGGGUUUUUAUUUUAGAGAGGGGUAUUGGAGAAGAGAAGGAGAGAUGCAUGUUGCAACUCUAGAGAAGCUUUGACCUGUGCACUUCAACACAUCACCAGUGAUGUAGAACAUAAAAAGCACAACCCUACUCAUGCUUAACUAGAAAACAGUCCUAUAAAUUCCCGCAUGCACCAGCCAGCCAUGCUAGCUGGAGGAUGCUUAGAAAAAUAGGAUAUUUUUCUGUCUAAUCAUACAUAGGAUUGUGCCCUAAAUGGAGUUGGGAGGGUAGUUCCAAACAACCAUUUUCAAAUGUCAAGGAAAUGCAUUUCAGUCCUUCUGAAUCCUUCAGCUUCCCCAUCCAGCACCAAAUAACCGAAAGGCUUUCCAAGUAAAAGGAAGCAAGAAGUAAUACCCCACUUCUUUUAGUAUUAAAAAUUAAAUAACCAGUUUUUCUUUCAUCCCCCUGCUGGUACCAGUUUGAACUUCAUCACAGUUCAAAAACAAAAUAUAGUACUAUAAAAUAAUUUUGUACUGUAUUUAUUGUGUAUAACAAUUUUUUAAAAGAAUUAUGUACAUUUAGUACUUCUGUGUAAAUUAAAUUGCUCUUCUUUUUAAAAAUGG
This is a messenger RNA of Varanus komodoensis (Komodo dragon), 13011 nucleotides long. It is a transcript of the gene BICRA, whose product is annotated as BRD4 interacting chromatin remodeling complex associated protein. Gene Ontology annotation, biological process: positive regulation of DNA-templated transcription. The transcript is spliced from 15 exons. The record is from RefSeq and is a predicted model, not a curated record. NCBI's taxonomy places the organism in Eukaryota, Metazoa, Chordata, Lepidosauria, Squamata, Varanidae. Gene Ontology annotation, cellular component: SWI/SNF complex. The coding region runs from base 335 to 5725 and encodes 1796 amino acids.